CAUGGGCAAAGGAAGGAAAGAAGAUGAGGAUUCAGAUGACGAGGAAGGAGAGGGUGGGGCUGCCAAAGAUGAAAUUCUGGUUGAUAAAAAAGGAUUCUCUCUGUUAAGAAUCUGGUCUACAAGGGACAUACAACUUGUGACAAAUUUCAACAGGGAAGCCUUACUAAAGACAUCUCUACUGGAGUUUUUGAUAUUCAUCGUCUUUGCCGUCUCCACAGUUUUGUUUAUGAUGAGCUUGAGGACAAUAAAUGGUUUCUUCCUAUGUCAUGCCAUCAAAAACACAUUCUUUCGGUCUCCAAUAGCCGACAAAGAGUCGAUCACCUUCGUCGAUAUUGCCACGCGGGACCAGUUUUGGGGGUAUCUAGAAGGCAACCUCUUGAAGAAUUUAUACAUCGACCAAACGAACCAAACAAACUGGGUGCUGGAUCAAAAUCUGCUGAUCGGAGAGCCCCAAAUUAGGCAGAAGAAAGUUAGGAAUGGCACUUGCUCCAUCCCCAGCAACAUCAAGACGAAGAUAAACGAGUGCUACGGCGCUUUCACCGAAGCCAAUGAGGAAGUUUCUGAUCUCAGUAUACGAACCGGAAACUCGAGUAAAUUUUUGAAGAAAAAUAAAGUCUCCACAGUAACUUACUAUGGGACACUCACGUCAUAUAAAGCUUCCGGCUACUACGCAAAACUUUCGAACAUGAAGGUGAGGACGGCGUCGAAUUUGCAGGAGUUGCGCUCCGAAAACUGGAUCGACAGAUCCACAAGGGCCGUCUUCUUUGAUUUCUUCCUACUCAAUCCAAGUACCGCCACCAUCGCCGCUGUUACUUUAGCGGGCGAGUUUUCCAUGACUGGAGGAGUCUUCACGUCAUACAACAUUCGAACCGUCAGGCUGAUACAUUAUCAGGAUGGAAUCAUCAUCACUCUGUCUCUUGUCUUUUUUGGAUUCAUCGUUUUUUACUUACUGGAAGAAAUACUUGAGGCAAUUUUGAUGUGUAUUAUUUUGAUUAAUAAUUUGAUCGAUACUGCUCUCAAAAGUGCAAAACUCUUCUCCACUCAGAUGCUGAUUCUGAGAAACGAGUACUACACCUUAUUCUCGACGUACCUGGACGUCUCCAUCAUAACCUGUGGCCUCCUCCUCUCCAUGACAGUCACCUACUCCUACAUGUCCAACAAAAACUUGGAUGACGAGAGUCUCGAGCUGCAGGAUUACGCUUCCAACAUCCUCUACAUGGGUUAUGUGCAGCAGUUCAUGGAUGGGAUUCUCGCCUUCCUCGUUUUCUGUAUCUUCUUGAAAAUGUUUAAGUACCUGAGUUUGAAUGAAACGAUGACGAAACUUAGUGAGACUCUCUACUCCAGUAGCAAGGAUCUCCUCGGUUACUCCAUCCUCUUCUUCUUCGUCAUCCUGUCAUUCGGGCUGCUGGGAAUGUUGUUGUUCGGCUAUCAGGUGGCCAUCUUCUCCUCUCUCGGAUACUCCAUAGUGGCCCUCUUCCGUAUCCUACUUGGGGACAUAGACUUCGAGUACAUAGACGACAAGCACAGCAUAAUUGGAGCAGCUUACCUCAUCAUCUACAUCGUCACAGUCUACUUCAUACUCAUCAACGUUUUCCUGGCUAUUAUUUUUGAGUCUUUCUCCAGAGUUAAGGCUUAUGUUGAAAAGAAGAAAUUUGAAAUAUACCCCGUGGACUAUAUCAAAAGGAAAUGUGGCAAAAAGCAAAAAUCCACAGGCAAAAAGCCCUUGUCCCAAUGGGUUAACGAUAUGAUCAACCAAGGCUACCCAGAUGAGGCCAUUGAUUUCGUCAUCAGCUCCCACACCCGUCAGAACGUCAAAUUAGAUUCUGUCCUCGACAACCACCAGCUAAUGACCUUGACAUUUGAACUUGAAAAUUAUGUCCAGACAAACUACAGCCACGAAAAGAUUGGCGUCCUUGAGAAACAAUUCGAAGAAUUGCAAGACCAACUGGAGGGUGCGCUGAACAGUCUCAUAAUGAAACAGAAUGAACACAAAGUGGCCAUGCUAAGUCUACUGGAUGCUAUUAAAGAUCUUCCUGGAUCUGGGGAGACCAAAGCCAACCACAUGUAUCAACUCAUCAAGAAUGAAUUGAAUACUUAAGUUUUGUUUGCUUCACGUUUCUCUUUCGCUGUUCUUGUUUUUGUCAAUUUUUUUGUUUUCAGAUUUAUUUUUAUUGAAUUUUGGACUUAUUAGGCGGAAUAUUUUUGACAGUUUUAAGAUUUUAUAAUUAAGAAAUUAUAUUUAAUUUG
Molecule: messenger RNA, 2247 nt
Organism: Helobdella robusta
Lineage: Eukaryota; Metazoa; Annelida; Clitellata; Rhynchobdellida; Glossiphoniidae
Exons: 16
Biological process (GO): detection of mechanical stimulus
Cellular component (GO): membrane
Molecular function (GO): calcium channel activity; calcium ion binding
Source: RefSeq, a predicted model, not a curated record